AUGAAAUGCAGGUACGGCCAUUGCAAGCGUCUGCAUCCAUUCUGGGAGCAGCUGGCGGAGAUAAUGAAUGUCGAAGACCCGAAGGUGAUCACUGCAAAUGUGGACUGCACCAAACACAAGGCACUGUGUGCUGAACACGAGGUGACCGGCUAUCCCACGCUGCAUCUUUUUAAGCUCGGCGAUACGGAGUCGGUGAAGUUCAACGGCACCCGCGACCUUCCCGCUAUCACGGACUUCAUAAACCCCGAGCUGAACUCCGAAGUGGAGCAGGCCGAGGAGACGCUGAAGGAGAACGGAGAAGGCACCGUGCCCGUGGCCAAUCAACAUUUGGGCAAGGUGGUGGAUCUCACCGAGGACACCUUUGCCAAGCACGUGUCCAGCGGCAAUCACUUUGUCAAGUUCUUUGACCCAUGGUGCAGUUUCCCCAUUUGA
Drosophila obscura is the source of this 432-nucleotide messenger RNA. RefSeq names its product thioredoxin domain-containing protein 5 homolog. The record is from RefSeq and is a predicted model, not a curated record. Gene Ontology annotation, cellular component: endoplasmic reticulum. The coding region runs from base 1 to 432 and encodes 143 amino acids. The transcript has a single exon. Gene Ontology annotation, molecular function: protein disulfide isomerase activity. Gene Ontology annotation, biological process: protein folding. Lineage: Eukaryota; Metazoa; Arthropoda; Insecta; Diptera; Drosophilidae.